CUUUACCUUGUUUGGCUACAUGCAUUUUUGGUUCCUAUGCCUCACGCUGGUGUGUGCUGGAGGCUUAGAUGUGGCACCUCAAUCGAUGGAUGCCUUCUCAGCACACAGGGGAUUGGCCUUUCAAAGCAUCCGCUUGACCAAUCCGUCAGCGUUUGAUGUCGCAGUGCAGCUCAGAAUCUCCAGGCCGAGGCCGAGGCCUUCGGUGAGAAGGCUGGGGAGUGUUCCAUCGCAUGGGCAGGAUUCGCAGAAAUGCGCCAGCCCAAGUAGGUUGCUAGCCCGUUUCCACAAAGUGGAAGGCGAUGUCGAUGGAGUUCUUCAUCGGAGGCUUCGGGAGGAGCUUCACAAUUCAUAUGCAUGGCAACAUCUGCCAAACCUGGACAUGGAGAUUUUAGACACCUGCGAUGGUCCGGCCAAAGUGCUGAGUGAGCUAACAGCGAAGUAUGGCUCCAUGCUCGAGUUUGCAGAGAUGGAUCAGUUUGUUUAUCCCAACAGCAUCCCUGACGAUCCUCAUUGGCCGAGACUCUGGGGUUUAGACAAGAUUCGAAUGCUGGAUGCCUGGUCGAGAUUGACCGAACUGGGUUUGGAUGGCGAAGAGACGGUGGUUGCCGUGAUCGACACUGGGGUACAGUUGGACCAUCCCGAUUUGAUGGAUUCCUUGUGGACUAAUCCUGGGGAAAUCCCGGACAAUGGAAUCGACGACGACGGGAAUGGCUUUAUUGAUGAUGUUCAUGGCUAUGACUUUGCAGGAGAAGAUGGGCAUCCAGACGAUGACAAUGGUCAUGGCACCCAUUGUGCUGGAAUUUUGGCUGCCACUGCGAACAAUGGAGUUGGCAUCGCUGGUGUGGCCAGCAGGCUUGCCAAGGUACGCAUCAUGGCUUUGCGGUUCCUGUCGGCAGACGGUACAGGUGGAACUGUGUCGGAUGCGGUGAGGGCGCUAGAAUAUGCCUUGUCCUUCGGCGUGCCAGUGUCUUCAAAUAGUUGGGGAGGUGCGGACACCUCUGAUGCUUUGAAGGUAGCCAUCCGGCGAGCCAGUGAGGCUGGACAUCUCUUUGUCGCACCUGCGGGCAACAGUGGGAGGAGCAUAUCAGACGGAACAUAUUAUCCUUGUGUCUACCGUCAGGCUGGAGUGUUGUGCGUGGCUGCCAGUGAUCAGUCCGACCAGCUGACUUCCUUCUCAAAUUAUGCACCAGAGUACGUGGAAAUUGCAGCGCCGGGAGUUGAUAUAUACAGCACGUACACUGGGUCUGGCUAUCGUUCCGAGUUUGGCACGUCAAUGGCUACCCCGUAUGUGGCUGGGGCAGCAUCCCUGGUGGUCAGUGCGUUUGGCUACAGCAGGACACAUGUCAGGCAGUUGUUGCUUGAUUCAGCGGUUCUGGCAGACAAUUUCAAGGGGAAGGUGGAUGGAGGCCGCUUGGAUGUCCUGAAGUUAAUCGAAAGAUCCGAGCCGGACUUUCUCUUUUGGUUUGACUCGGAAGGGGCCAGGACUGCAAUGGUGUCUGUAAUAGUUGCAGCCAACAGCUCCAAGUUGGUGGAGCUUCAGAUUGGAUCAGACAACAUUUUACCCGGCACUUAUGAAGCGGAAGUGCACACAAGCUGGCACGAUGGUGAGGAGACAAUCCCUGUGGUUUACACUGUUCAAGGCCAACCACUACUGCAUUUGGAGCAGCAUAGCCUCGAAUGGGCACAGGUGCCAAGCAAUGCCACUGCGAGCCAAUAUUUGAACAUUACCAACUCGGGCAAUGGGACUGGCCGAGUGCAGUUGCAGCGUCUUCCAUUUCCCUUUGAGGGUCCUGAGAACGAGAUAGUGGUUCCGCCCGAGGGUGCUGCUAGUGUAUCGAUUCAAUGCGCUCCCAACUUCACAGGCGAGUGGCUUGGGGAGGCGGCUUUCAAUACAAACAGUGGGCUCGAUGCGUGGAACUCAAGCCGGUCAACAUUGGAACUUGGAACUGUCCUGAAGGUGAGACUCAGAUGUAUCAGCAGGAAGCCACCUGAGCUUCAGAUGGAGCCAUUUUCCGGAGCUGCUGAGGUGUUGUCAGGAGGUCUCCUUCGUUACUUGCAGCCGGUGGUGCAUGCCGAGUGGGAGCCAUUCGUACCAGGGAAAGAGGUAGAGGCAAAUCUGGUGCUCCCAGAGGAGAACAACAGCGACUUGACAGAUUCUGGCUUGGGAUGCAGCAGGCACAACACAGACGUCUCUGGCUCAGUGCUUCUGAUUGGACGAGGGGAUUGCUACUUCUCCGUGAAGGCGCUGAUGGCACAGGAGGCCCAAGCGUUGGGGGUGCUUUUGUACAACAACCAGGACAAUGGUGCAUUGCCAAUGAUGGCCAUGCCGCGAGAUAGUGACAUCCCUGUGAUUCCGAUGUUUAUGGUGACGAAGGCAGAGGGUGAAGCUCUUCUUGCAAGGCUUCAGGAGGAAGCCCUUCGUGUAAAGCUGCGCUGGCAGACAGUCAGCGCUUACACACUUCCUUCAAGGUCGGACAGGGUCUCCAUCCAGAUUUCCAACACUGGGGUUGCCGACCUACGCUGGAACGCGCGGCCCAAGUUAUCCUUUGGCGCCCAUAGCUUCUAUGAGACUUACAUCUCUGGAGUGCAGAACUCCUCCAUGGCAGAGUUUUCUUGGACAGAGGUUGGUGAAGAUUUGAGCUUCUUCAGGGAGCACGGCCAAAAUGCAAGUCUGCAACUGCCCCUGCCUUUCAGCUUUUCCUUUUAUGGGCAGAUGUUUGAUAAGGUGUGGGUCACGUCCAAUGGCUUUUUGGCCUUCGAGAUCUUCGAGGGUGAAGCUCCACCUUUGCCGUUACCCUUCAUGGCUGGGAUCUCCAAGCCCAAUGGGAUAGUAGCAGGCUUUGGUUGGCCUUUAACGUGCCACGACUGCCGGAUCUCUUCGAUGGAAGACGGCACGUGUUUUGUGGUCCAGUAUGCCAACAUGUCAUUCGAUCACCCAACGCUUCCCAUGAGUGCCGGGUCGGAUGGUCUCUCUUUUGAGAUUCGGCUUUGCCAAGAUGGUCGAAUCAGCAUGAUGUAUGCCAAGUUUCCAGAGCCUGCAAGCGACUACCGUGAUGCUUUUAUUGGGCUUGAGACCAUCGAGGGGGAUGCCUUGAUGAACUUGCGCUCGCAGUUGCCCUUCGCCGAGCGGACUCCCUUCGCUGUAACUCUACAACCUUGGCUGCGCGCUGCUAGUGCAACGCAAGGAAGAUUGCUGCAGGGAGAGUCUGUAGAGCUUUUCUACGAUGUCCACAGCACUAUUGGGCACAGCGGCUUUAUCCAAGUCACAGCUCAAGAUCAAAGUGGCUUGUGGCACAGUCAAAGGGAUGUCCGGGUGAUGCAGGAGACAUUUACUUUUCGGAUGAUGGCAGGCGAAUGGGGAACUUGCGUGCUGGAGGAUUGCGAAAAUCUUAGCUCUGGAGUGAGGAGCAGACCUUUGGAAUGCCAUGGUGUGGAUGGUUAUGUCUACGACUUGGACACCUGUAACGGCCGGUCAGCCUUCUGUGCUGAUUCGGUGGCAGAAUGGAGAGACAAGGAUGGUGCACGUUGCCAAGAGUACGAAGGCAAGAGCUGGUGUGAUGCCGAUGGCUCCUAUGGGUCAGGAUGGAAGCAGAGCUGGGGUAAUUUCAGUGAUUUCAGCUUUGGCGGUUUGGACGUCUCGACAGUUUGCUGUGCAUGUGGAGGAGGGGUUCUCACAGCUGAGCCGGUCACCUUGGCACGAUGUGACGAAAAUUUGGCAGCCAUGGAUACGGACUGUGACGGUACCAUUGAUUGUCAGGAUGCCUGCCCUUUGGACCCCCAACCGGAGUGCACCUCCACCCAGACCGUCACAGGAGAGGGGACCAAUGAGUCGGACACGUCCGUGUCCACUACGGGAAGGAGCACGGGGGCGGGAUUUGCGGCGAAUGUGACGACCAACUACACAAAUGAGUCUUCCUGGACAAGCACGGCACCCCCUGCAUGUAUCAUUUUGCUGCCAUCGCCAACGAAUAUGUCGGGCGAAUCCACGGUGGUUGACUCAAUUGACUCGACCGGGGCCAGAGGUGUUCUUUGGCCUUCAAUCACAUCCUUUUUCCUCACCCUCAUCCUCGCGCAGUGAUAAACCCCGCCAGUCGGACACAUGCCUGGAUUGGCCAAUUAGGAAGUAGGACGUUUUCGGUUGUUGAGUGAGAGGCUGUUGAGCUGUUUAGGGGAGCUGGUGCCGGACAAGGCUCAUGGCCCUCUUGUCCUUUUUGGCCCUCAUUUCGUUCGUGGUAUGAAUUCGACUUCUGACUGGAGAGCAA
This is a messenger RNA of Durusdinium trenchii, 4262 nucleotides long. Lineage: Eukaryota; Dinophyceae; Suessiales; Symbiodiniaceae. The record is from the annotation of a GenBank genome assembly.